AUGUCUGAUCCAACGAACGCCCGAGCCGGCGCCACGCCGCGUGCGAUGCCGAGGGCGCUCGACCAGGCUACGAACCCGAAAUGGGCUACAACCAAGAUCACUUUCCGGGGAAUCAUCAUGGUUCUUUCUCUGGCCGCGAGCAUCAUUAGUUUUGUCUACAUCAGUGCCCCAAGACAAUGGAGUGAUUGGAUCCUCUUAUCGCCGUUGUAUGGGCUUCCAUAUCCACUUCUCAGUUUUAUCUGGGAGGCAAUUGAGAUCACCAUUCUCAUCGUCAGACGCGAUAAGAACAAGGGAAUUAUCCCGGCUAUGCACCUCGCCUGCGAGCUGCUGCUGUGGCUCGGCGGCCUGAUCGUUGCGAUCCUGUGGGCCACGAUAGUGACUUCCACUGAGCAGCACUCUUCUACUUUCACGCAAGGGUCGUCCUCAGGCAUACCGGCAUCUACUUUCAAGAAGUGGGCGCAUGUGAUAUACGCCUGGUGCGCGCUCAACCUCGCCACGGUGGUGUGCCAAUUUUUCAUAUUCGUGGUCUCCUGCAUAGAGGUCGACAGGAACAGGAGAAACAUGGAGCAGAAGGUGAACACACUGCUCGCAAUGAUGGAGGAGCGAGGCCACAACCCCAGUGACGUCCUGGCGUCGCUUCGCUCGCCGCCCCCCGAUUACGAUAGCACCAAGCCUUCCUGGCCUAUCGAGAUGCCUGCAGUGAACCUGCACCCGGUAGAGAUGGGCGUUGACGAGCGCCCGAUGGAGGUGGCUGGCUCGCAGGUUGGCCAGGAGAUGGCCGUGCCCGGAACCGAGGAUCUGAGUGGGAAUCAAAAGUUUGUGCUGAAGCCAUAG
This is a messenger RNA of Diaporthe amygdali, 834 nucleotides long. RefSeq lists its product as uncharacterized. The transcript is spliced from 3 exons. Bases 1 to 834 code for a protein of 277 amino acids. NCBI's taxonomy places the organism in Eukaryota, Fungi, Ascomycota, Sordariomycetes, Diaporthales, Diaporthaceae. The record is from RefSeq and is a predicted model, not a curated record.